This is a messenger RNA of Meloidogyne enterolobii, 1563 nucleotides long. NCBI's taxonomy places the organism in Eukaryota, Metazoa, Nematoda, Chromadorea, Rhabditida, Meloidogynidae. The record is from the annotation of a GenBank genome assembly.
AUGUUUAACGAAGAUGGAGUUGUUAAUAUGGAUAUUUUAUUACAAAAUAUUUCAAACACAAAUUUGGUAGAAUAUGGACUGAAAAUGAAUGAAAAAUUGGGAAAGAAAAGGGUUGAUAAAAUGUAUUAUCAACAAAUAAUUAAUUUUUAUAAGAAUUUUAUAAAUAUUAAUUUAAAAAAUCAUUUGGAGAAUAAUUGGAAUUAUUAUUGUUAUAUUGAAAAAAAUGUGGAAUUUGAGAGGCCUGAGGAAUGGGCAGUUCAUUAUAGUAAUGAAAUUGGCAUGCAAAAUGAUGGUUUUCGAUUGGAAUAUAUUGGAGAAAUUGAUAAUUUUGAUAUUAAUAAAGAAGAAUAUAAAUUAACUUUAAAACAAAAAGAAAAUAUUUUCGAAGCACUAACGAGAAAUUCAAAUCUUCACAAAGUCACUUUCUUCGAAGCUGAUAAUAUUCUUAAAAUAAUUAUUUCCAAAAAUAAUUUAGAGGAGCAAUCACAAACAAAACAACAACAACAAACACAGAGUCAUUCAAAAGAUGAAAUACAAACAGAAUUUGUUAAAAAUAUUACUCAAACAUCUUCUUCUUUGUCGGCAGAUAAAGAAAAUAUUUACAAAAGAAUUAAAUCUGAAUUGAAGAAGAUAAUACAAGACGACACCGAAGAAAAUAAAAUUCUCAAAACAUCCAAAGUCAAUUCAGAAUUCUUCCAACAAUUUGAAUGGAAUAUAAAAUUAAAAAUAAAAUAUCAAAAAUGUUUGGAAUUAAUUCUGUUUUUGAAAGCAAUAUUAUUAAAUAAUUCUGAGUUGAAAGAAUUAAAUAAUUCAAUAUUUCUUCAAAUAAACGAGAAAUAUGAGUUAAUUAAUUUAAAUGAAAUAAAUAAAGAAAUUGAAGAGUUAAAUUUAAAUAAAAAUUCAAAAGAAGGCAAAAAAUUAGAAAAAGUUGUUAAAUUGUCAGAAUAUGUUUAUGAAAAAAUUAGAGAAUUAAAUUACAAAUUAUUAAACAAAAAUAAUGUUAAAAAUUGCAAGAAAGAUUUGGAUGAAGUGUCUAAAGAAAUAAUUAAUUUAAUUAAAUUAAUUAAUAAAAUAAAUCCUUUAAUUGGUUAUUUUGAAGAAUUAAAAGAAAUUGAGAAAAAAGUUAAAAAAAGAAAUAAAAAAGAGAAGAAGGAAAAUGAUGGGUUUACAGAUGAGGAAAUUAAUUUAGGAAAUGAAAUUUUAAAUAAAAUAAAUAAUUUGAUAGAUAAAGCAGUUAAAGAAUUUAAUGAAGGAAUUGAAGAAAAAUAUAAAAUUUUAAAAGAAAAUGCGGAAAAAAUAAUUUUUGGAAAUAAAGAAAAUAAAAAUUAUUUUUAUUUGGAAAUAUUGCCUGAAAUUGAUGAAAUUAAAAAUUAUUUUAAAUAUUCUGGUGAUCUAUUUGUUGGUUAUUGUUUAACUAAAAGAAUUGAAAAUUCAUUCAACAAAGAUGGAACUGUGAAAUUUUCUGAUUUUUUGAGUGAUGGUGUUGGGCAUGAAUAUGGAUUGGAAUUGAAAGAAUUCUUGGGGCAAACACGAAUUGAUAUGAAGUAUAUAAAUAUAAAUUAA